Pelecanus crispus (Dalmatian pelican) is the source of this 2229-nucleotide messenger RNA. Lineage: Eukaryota; Metazoa; Chordata; Aves; Pelecaniformes; Pelecanidae. The record is from RefSeq and is a predicted model, not a curated record.
AUGAAGACACUGUGGCUGAGGGUCUCCACAAGCUGGGGCGCUCGGCCCCUGGUAUUGAAUACAUUUAUCUUAAUCUGUCGCUUUCAGUAAGUAUAACUGGAGAGACCUUGGGGCACCUCUUCAAUGUCUCCUGCUACUGUGUAUUUCUUGGGAGAGCAAGAUCUUUCUUGUGUCAGUCACAUGCCUUACUUACUGGAACUGAAUGCUUCCAACAAUGAAUUGACUACAUAUUUUGCUUUUAAACCACCUAAAAAUCUCAAGGAAGUAGAUUUUUCAUGCAAUAAAAUACCUCAAAUGCAAGAUUUGUCAGCAUACCAGUCACUUACCAAACUCUUGCUGGAUUUUAAUAACAUAGAGGAGAUAAGAGGACUGGAGAAGUGUCACAGUCUGACUCAUCUUAGUUUGUCACACAACAGACUCACUGCAAUCAGUGGCCUUAAGAAUUUACCUAUCAGAAUACUCAAUCUGAGCUGUAACAAGAUUGAGAAGAUAACUGGGUUGGACAGCUUGAAAACUCUACAGAAGCUGGACCUAUCUAGCAAUAAAAUAACUAGUCUAGAAGGCUUGGAGGAACAUGAUCUACUAGAGAUGAUCAACCUAGAGGAUAACCAGAUUGCUGAGCUGCGUGGUCUUGAAUGUAUUAAAGAUCUGCCUCUCCUCAGAGUUUUAAAUCUUUUAAAAAAUCCCGUACAGGAGCAAACAGAUUAUUGGCUCUUGGUGAUUUUCACGUUGCUCCAACUAACAGAACUGGAUGUCAAGAAGAUUUCAGUGGAAGAAAAGGUUGCUGCUGUGAAUAAAUAUGAUCCUCCUCCAGAAGUUGUUGCUGCUAAAGAUCAUAUGGCUCAUGUUAUGUAUAGCAUGCUGCAGCCCCAGAGAAUCUUUGACAGCACUUUACCUAGUCUUGAUGCUUCCUACCCCAUGCUGGUAUUAGUUGGCCCUCUAGCCUGUGGUAAGAGAGAGCUUACUCAUAAGAUCUGCAGACAGUUCAACAAUUUCUUCAGAUACGGUCCCUGUCACACUACCAGGGCAGCUUACUUUGGUGAAGAAAACAGACUUGAUUACUAUUUCGUUUCUCAAGAAGCAUUUGACAAAAUGGUGAACACGGGAGAGUUUAUAGCAACCUUUAAAUACAGUGGCCAUUACUACGGACUUGGAAGAGACACUGUAGAAUCCAUUGCCAGAGAGGGUCUUGCAACCUGUGUUCACUUAGAAAUAGAGGGUGUACGUAGCUUGAAAAAUACCUACUUUAAACCCAGAUAUAUCCUGUUAGUACCAAUGAACAAAGAAAAAUAUGAGGGACACCUGCGGAGGAAAGGAUUAUUCAGCAGGCCAGAGAUUGAAGAGGCAGUCUCCAGAGUGGAUAUGUACAUCAAAAUAAGUCAGGAUUUUCCAGGAUACUUUGAUGCAGUAGUCAACACAGAUGAAUUGGAUGAGGCAUUCACAGAGCUGAGUUUCCUCGUAAAGGCAUACCUGGGUUUGGAGCUGCACGCAGGUUUUGAUAGCGUUCAGGACUUGAAUAGCAGAGCAGGAGCAGGUUCAAGAAUACGGCUCUUACAAGAGCAAAGAUUGUCACUCAGUGGAGUAAUUCCUGGAACUACUUGGUCUUCAUCUGUCAGUGAGUUCUUGGACUCUUCUGCCAAAAAAUACCCAGGAGACACCUCGGACAAACGUGCUGCACAACUGGGUUCUGUGGAAGAAGCUUCUCUCCAAAGGCGGCGUUCUGCAGCACGUCAGGCUCUGGCAGGGACGGCACCUAGUGCAUACGUCCAGCUGUUUCACAGGGACCUGGCAGUCACUCCUGCACCGAGCGGCUCCCGCCAACAAUUACUGGAACCAACAAUACGUGCUUCUCUGCUCUCAGAUGGAAGGAAUGUCACCCAAGACCAGAGCUUCCCCCUGACUAACCCAGAGGGCCGCUGCAGAGAAUCUGGUCCUGCUGUGGGAGUAUUUCCAAUCUCAGCUGGUGCACCUGCUGGUGAAGGUCUGCUGGUUCCGACCCCUGUUCCCCAUGCUGAAGAAGCCAAAGCUGAGCAUCAAGAUCCAAGAGGAGCUAAAAAUGGAGUGGACAGAUUGAAAGAGACUGAACCCCCUAGUGACAAUCUUCAGAGAAAAUACAGCAAGUCCAAGACUGGUUCUUCUCAUGUGCCUCAGCUCAUCAACUGGCCAGGCUCCCACUCCAAACCUGUCCUACCUCCAAUCCCAUCUGGGCGGAAGAGGACCAACCCUUGA